Molecule: messenger RNA, 2454 nt
Organism: Cladocopium goreaui
Lineage: Eukaryota; Dinophyceae; Suessiales; Symbiodiniaceae
Source: the annotation of a GenBank genome assembly
AUGCCGAAAUCUGAAGGAUCAGUGCAAGGCCCCCAUUGCGUGGUCUUGGAUGUCCGUGUGGAAGGUGCGCAAAAGCUCGUGGGCUGCUGGUUGCGUGCUUUGCGGCAGGCAUUGGUGUACGAGCAGAUGAACAUGUCCAUCAUUUCUGUCCAUGAUGACUACUAUGUGUCUCGCUUGCCUUUGGCAUACAGCAGCGAGACACAGGUUGCCAAAGCAUUGGAGAAUCUGGAGCAGGACUGUGUUCUGCAACCCAUGGGCUUGGCAAGCUGGCCAGGUUUGGUGCCAGAACACCUUGCUGGAUUGACGCAAGGACUACCUGUGGGGUCUCACGGUACCAAGAAGCGAAAGGCUGAUGGUCGACUCUUUGCCAUCGGUGAGGAUGCCGGGCUGGCUGCUUUACGGUCUGCAGGGCAGGCUCUGGCUGCAGAGGUUGGGGAUGGGCUGCUUCAAUAUUGGACAGUAGAUGCCACAAGGUUGUUUCCCGUCGCCGCAGACGUUGUCAAGUCUUUGCCCUCCAACAUCGCGCUUGAGGUCGUCCUGGCAGUCUCUGAGUCCGAUCAGCAAGAAGUGAAGAUCAAGCUUUUGCAGCAGGAGCUGACUUCCAAGGUUCGAUUGGAAUCACUCUUGUUGGCCGAUGCCACCGUGGCUCGGAAGGUCUUGGAACCCUUUCGCCGUAGUUGGCCUAUGCAGCUUCGACUUCCUGAUCGAUGCCUCGCCCUGCGUGCGCGCUCUGCUGUGCUGCUGCCUAAGCAGUGGAUGCCACAAGGAUCGCCACCCUGCAUCGAGAUAGUGUCAGAGGUACCUUUGGCUCGACUGAGUUGUGAGCUUCUAUUUGGGGCACCGAUCUUCUUGGAGGCAGAGUCUCAGGCCAGGCAGCAUGGUGCACCGCACCAUACUUUGGCCGCCGCCGAGAUGGGCACGUGUGAUAUUGCACUCGAAAGAGUCCAUGCGCUCCUCAGGGUGGAUGCUGGCAAUGGCUCAUUGUAUAAUCACAUCGUUCAGCUAGCUCGGACCCUGGCCGAAGAGAAGCCCAAAGAUGCCUUGGAGCAAGUUGAGGCGCUCUCACGACGUUUGAAGGAGUCUGCCUUUCGUGGUCCUCCUUCUCCGGAGGAGCCUGAGCUCAGCGUGGCAGCGAAGGCCGCAGAGGACGAGAGCAAAAGCUGCGCCCAGAGCUUCAUGCUGCUUAGGUCACCCAGUGAUCCCCUAGCAGCACCAAAAGUCCUGGGAGUGGUGCAGAACUAUCUUGAGGAUGCAGCCAUCCUGGAGUGGGCUGGUGUUGGCUUUGGCAAGCAAGAGUCGUACCAUUUGGCCAUGUCAUUGCGGCAACUGGCCGCAGAAUCUGGCUUGGAAUCUUUGAGGUUGUGGGGAAAGGUUCUUGGGACUGCCAGCGACUACUACGUGGCAGAGGGCACCCUGGGAGCUUCUGAACCGACGCCUGUGGCCCUGCCUGGAAGUCCUGAUGAUGAUGUGGAGCCCAGAGGGCAAGGAGCAAACCGUUGCAUCUAUUGGGUGACAAAAGGCGGCUUCGACCCAUGGGUGAGGCUGCCACAUGCGCGUGCUAGCCAGAUCAGAGCUGCUCGAAGCAUAAAGCACAUGAUGAGUGGCGACCUGUCUUCCGAAGUGAUCUCUACCCCAUGGUUCCCAGGAGGAGAGGAACAGCUGCUUCGUGCCCAAAUCGCACGAAUUACUUCAACCUGCAUGCUAGCACCCAAAGGCUACUUCGAGGUAGAUGAGGAAGCACCUGUCAAGAACACCAUUCGAAUGGUGGAGGGUGCGCUGGAAGCCUUCCCCUCUCCAGAGGAGCUAGCAACACAGGGUGGUUGGGUACAUGCAGCACCUUUCCUUCUCUCCACAGGGAAGAGCGGCUGGCCUGAUCUGGAAGCGUUGGAAGGAAAGAUCACUGAAGAGCAGGCAGAGGAGCUGAAAGCUCUUGCGGAAAAUGAGCCAGAGAAGGCUAUGCUGGAAGGUAUCGAAACAGAUCUUGAGGAGCUGAAACCCGAAGAAGCAGAGAGCGGUCCUGCAUGGAGCAUUAAGAACUAUGGGGAUGAGGGUGUCUACUCCUCUGGCGACGGCACCAAAACUCUCCGAGUAACAGCUAUCCGAUCCAUGAUUUGGCCAGGUGCUGUCACUGUGGUGAAGGGUACGCGCUUUGCAAAUCUGUAUGUCGGCUACGGCAUGAAAUGUGGAACGCUUGUGGGGCCGGAGAAGGAAAGUGGCCUGCCGCUGCGUGGCACCAUGCCUUUGAUGCCGCUUGCGCCCGAAGAUAUCAUGGACGAACCAGGAGACUUGGAAGAGCACGAGGAGCCAAAUCCUAUUCAGGAUGAGCAAGAGAGCGACAAGGAAGAGGUGGACGUUGAUCCAGACCAAUGAGCUUGAGGCCACCCAGUUUCACCGCCAAGUGAGGGCCAAAAGGACCUGUCAAGCGACAUUGAACAUUGCUGAACAUUACUGAAC